Gadus chalcogrammus (walleye pollock) is the source of this 1299-nucleotide messenger RNA. RefSeq names its product 5-hydroxytryptamine (serotonin) receptor 1A b (gene htr1ab). Gene Ontology annotation, biological process: adenylate cyclase-activating adrenergic receptor signaling pathway; regulation of behavior; regulation of vasoconstriction. The record is from RefSeq and is a predicted model, not a curated record. Gene Ontology annotation, cellular component: plasma membrane. Gene Ontology annotation, molecular function: G protein-coupled serotonin receptor activity. Bases 1 to 1299 code for a protein of 432 amino acids. NCBI's taxonomy places the organism in Eukaryota, Metazoa, Chordata, Actinopteri, Gadiformes, Gadidae. The transcript has a single exon.
AUGGAUGGAACCAACAACACGACCGACUUCUGGUCCCAGCUGCUGGACAGCCCCCCAAACAACACAAAUACCCACAACUCCACCGGGGUGGAGGAUGAGGAAGAGGAGGUCAAGCUGAGCUACCAGAUCGUCACCUCGUUCCUCCUGGCCACGCUCAUCCUGUGCGCCAUCUUCGGGAACGCGUGCGUGGUGGCGGCCAUCGCCUUGGAGCGCUCCCUGCAGAACGUGGCCAAUUACCUCAUUGGCUCCCUGGCCGUCACGGACCUCAUGGUGUCCGUGCUGGUGCUGCCCAUGGCGGCGCUGUACCAGGUGCUGAACCGCUGGACCCUGGGCCAGAUCCCGUGCGACAUCUUCAUCUCGCUGGACGUGCUGUGCUGCACCUCGUCCAUCCUGCACCUGUGCGCCAUUGCGCUGGACCGCUACUGGGCCAUCACGGAGCCCAUCGAGUACAUGAACAAGAGGACACCGCGCAGGGCCGCCGUGCUGAUAGGGGUCACCUGGCUAGUGGGCUUCUUCAUCUCCAUCCCCGCGAUGUUGAUCAUGCGCUCGCAGCCCGGCAGCGUGGCGGAGGACCGCGCCAACCCCAAGCAGUGCCGCAUCCGGCAGGACCCCUGGUACACCAUCUACUCCACGUUCGGCGCCUUCUAUAUCCCGCUGGUGCUUAUGCUCGUGCUGUACGGGCGCAUCUUCAAAGCCGCACGCUUCCGGAUCCGGAGAACCGUGCGCAAGUCGGAGAAGAAGAAAGUGGCGGAUUCGUGUUUGGCGCGAUCUCCGGCUCUGUUCCACAAGAAAAUCGGUAGCGGUGGUGGUGGUGGCGACGCGGGGGGCGGCAAAAGUUGGAAGCGCAGCGUGGAGCCCAAGCCGCUGUCGAGCAGCGCGAACGGCGCGGUGAAGCACGCGGAGGACGGCGAGUCGCUGGAGAUCAUCGAGGUGCACAGCAGCUCCAAGCAUAGCCUGCCGCUGCCCAACGCGCCCAACUGCGCGCCGCUCUUCGAGAACCGACACGAGAAAGCGACCGAGGCGAAGCGCAAGAUCGCGAUGGCGCGCGAGCGGAAAACGGUGAAGACGCUGGGCAUCAUCAUGGGGACGUUCAUCCUGUGCUGGCUCCCAUUCUUCAUCGUGGCGCUGGUCAUGCCCUUCUGCCUGGGGUCGUGCUACAUGCCGCGGUGGCUGGAGGCCGUGAUCAGCUGGUCGGGGUACUCCAACUCCCUGCUCAACCCCAUCAUCUACGCCUACUUUAAUAAAGACUUCCAGAGCGCCUUCAAGAAGAUAUUGAACUGCCACUACUGCAAGCAGUGA